CGGGAAAGCAAUACGACGACGUUAGAUAACUAACUAACUAAACUCCCCGGCAAAACCCUAAUACAGUAAUACUAUGAGUACUCUUCGUAACCCGUACAUUUCGGAGGAUCCACCGCCGCCGAAUGCUGACGGCGGAAACGGCGUUGACACGCAAGCAGCUGUUAAGAUCCCGGAAGAGCUAAUGGCUGACUCCUUUGUCCCGGCCAUUAGAGAGGGAGGCGGUGGUAAAACGAACUCUGCUGAUAUGGCAACGGAAGAGCUAGUGGCUGAAGCCAUCGCUCCGGCCAUUAGCGACGGCGGCGGUGGUAAGACGGACACCGCUGAUAAUUUCCCCGAAGCGCUGGUAUCCGGAGCCAUUGCUCCGGCCAUCAGCAACGGGGGCGGUGGUAAGACGCACACUGCUGAUAAGGUCCAGGAAGCGCGGGUGUCUGAAUCUAUUGCCCCGUCCAUUAGCGACGGCUGUGGUGGUAAAACGAACACUGCUGAUAACAUCCCAGAAGAGCAUGUUUCUGAAGCCGUUGCUCCGGCCAUUAGCGACGGAGGCUGUGGUGAGAGACAUACUGCUGAUAAGAUCCCAGAAAAUUUAGUAGCUGACAAGACCCCGGAAGAGCUAGUGGCUAAAGCAAUUGCUCCAGUAAAGAGGGAAUAUCUUCGCCCUGCCCCUCCAAGAAAUUUUAUCGACAGUAGCAGACACACAACUGGUGACCAAAAGGACAAGGAUGCGGAGGCCAAGUCCAAGCCUCUACUAGAUGUGAAAAAAUCUAAGCGCCAACUCAAACGUGACCGUCUUGAGGAACGUAAAUCUGCACUAAGCCUGUGCCCCGUAGUGGCAAAAGCAGGGAAGGUCAGUGCAUGUGCUUACAAUGAUAGGUGCCGCUUUAGCCAUGAUUUGGAAGCUUUUAUUGCUCAGAAACCAGCUGAUGUAGAGGGAACUUGCCCUUUCCUAGAUACUGAAGGGCCAUGUCCAUACGGGUUGGCAUGUAGAUUUGGAGGUACACACAGAGAUGCUCUGACCGAAGAAAUUUCAAAAACUCAUAGGAAGAACUCUGAAUCAAAUGUAUUGAACAAGGAAACUCAAAAACUUUUGUGGAAAAACAAAGUGAAGUUUACCAAAGCUGACGCUACUCUCAAACGUCUUGGACUCACGGGAAAUAUAAAAAACAAUAAGUUCGCCAAUAGAGAGGAAGAUAUUAAAACAACGAAGAUAGGCUCUUCCACCUCCCAUGACGAUGAAGUUGCUGCUGAUGCUACUAAUGGAUUGGAGAGAUCUCUUUUGGUAACUGGAGAAGAAGAUAUGAAUGAAGCUCAUGCAAUUGAAGAUGCUCCACCUCCAAAGAAGGCUAAAACUUCAACUGAUGAAACACCUAUUUGUAUGGAUGCUAACAAUGCAGGUUCAAAUGUUCAUGAGAAGGAUCUUGAUGUGAGCCAUGAAGAAGAUCCAUCUGAAUCAACUAUAGAUCUUAAUGCGGAGUCUGAUAAAAGCCUUAAAGUUCAAGCACGUGAGAAGAAACUUAUCGACUUCAGAGAGAAACUGUACCUUGCCCCUCUGACUACGGUUGGAAAUCUACCAUUCCGUAGGGUAUGUAAGGUGCUCGGAGCUGAUAUAACUUGUGGUGAAAUGGCAAUGUGCACAAAUCUUUUACAGGGCCAAGCAUCAGAAUGGGCACUACUAAGGCGUCACUCAUCUGAAGACAUUUUUGGUGUUCAAAUAUGUGGGCCAUAUCCAGACACAGUUGCAAGAACUGUUGAUCUUAUUGAACAGCAGUGCUCAGUGGACUUUAUUGAUAUUAACAUGGGAUGCCCAAUUGAUAUUGUGGUUAACAAGGGUGCUGGAUCAGCUCUCCUUACAAAACCAAUGCGAAUGAAAAGUGUAAUACAGGCAGCUUCGGGAACUGUUGAUAUACCAAUAACCGUCAAGGUACGGACAGGUUAUUUUGAGGGUAAGAACCGCAUUGAUUCCCUCAUUGCAGAUAUGGGAAACUGGGGAGCUACUGCUGUUACUAUACAUGGUCGAUCACGCCAACAACGUUAUAGCAAGCUUGCUGAUUGGGGAUACAUCUACCAGUGUGCAAAAAGGGCCCCGAAAUCAUUGCAAGUAUUCGGAAACGGUGAUGUGUUUUCGUAUGUAGACUGGAAUAAACACAAAAGUGAUUGCCCUGAGCUUUCUACAUGUAUGAUUGCCCGAGGUGCACUAAUAAAGCCUUGGAUAUUCACGGAAAUCAAGGAACAGAGGCACUGGGAUAUUAGUUCUGGGGAACGACUGGAUAUCUUCAAGGAUUAUGUGCGUUUUGGCCUUCAACACUGGGGUUCUGACUCAAAAGGAGUGGAGACAACCAGGCACUUCUUGCUGGAGUGGCUUAGUUACACGUGUCGGUAUAUCCCAGUUGGUCUUUUAGAUGUCAUCCCUCAAAAAUUAAACUGGCGAGCACCUGCAUACUACGGUCGAGAUGACCUUGAGACACUCAUGGCUUCUGAUUCUGCUGCUGAUUGGAUAAGGAUCUCUGAAAUGUUGCUAGGCAAGGUUCCUGAUGGGUUUUCAUUUGCACCAAAACACAAAUCUAAUUCUUAUGACCGAGCUGAAAAUGGCUAAUAUAUUUCCAUCGUCUUCACUUUUUGCCUUUCUCGAGCUUUGGGACUACCUGCUUUAAGAGGACCAUUUCUUUGCUUGUAUUUUAUAAUAUUAUUUGACUAGUAUCGAAUUUUAUCCGAGUCUUGUUGGUGGAUUUUCCGGUAGAGCCCAUAAAUUUUGGGAAAAAGGUUUUAUACUCUGAGACCUGUUGGUGGAUAGUCGGGAUGAAAGUAAACAUGUACACAGACUUGGUGAAAAGAGUACUUCAAUCAAGUUAUUCAUUUCUAAUUGGAAAUUCUGAUUUUUGUUCAAGCGCACGAAACAAAUUAUAUUCUCA
Molecule: messenger RNA, 2906 nt
Organism: Cuscuta epithymum
Lineage: Eukaryota; Viridiplantae; Streptophyta; Magnoliopsida; Solanales; Convolvulaceae
Source: the annotation of a GenBank genome assembly